CUGUUUGUUAUUUGCAUUCACUGAAACAAACGAAUCGUGUAACUCGAAAUAAAAUUUAGCAAAUUCACAUUUCAUAUUUUUUUCUUGAUUUAAUUUAUUUGACGUUCUGAGGAAGAAAAAUUACAAUUAUUUGCAACAAAGAAUUAAUUAUUGUUCAAUUACUUAGUAAACGUGUUAUUAUUGUGAAAGUUAUUUUAACGCGUUCUUUUCAAUUUUUCGUUAGCAAAAUGUCACAAGCAAGAUUAGCGCCGUGCCUUCAGUUGCCUUUAGAAAACAAAACGUUAGUGAACGUGAUUGAGAAAGCCAAGGACUGGGCCCUCAUGCAUGGUGUUGGUAUGAGGGACAAGAAGCAUUUCAACAAAGACGUAAUUCAGAUUGCACCAUUUAUACUGUUACCGUCACCUUUUCCAAAGACCGAAUUUAUGAAGGCGGUUGAACUACAGCCAGUUUUGAAUGAACUCAUGCAUAAGGUCGCCCAUGAUGAUGAAUUCUUGGAGCAAACUUUGCAGAAUGCUCUACAAGUAGAUGAGUUCACAGCAAAUUUGUAUGACAUAUGGUUGAAAGUGAAAAACGAGGGCAUAUCUCAACCGAUAUCGCUAGGUAUGCUGCGUUCAGACAUCAUGCUGGAGUCAAGAUGUCCACACACAGAGAACCAAUGCGCGAAGCACACUCCGUACUGUUCCUGGAAGCAAGUGGAGAUUAACAGCAUCGCGUCAGGUUUCGGUCACCUAGGGCCGGUCUCACGCGAGAUACAGAGUUACAUCCUAAGGCAAUUAGGUCACGGCGAUCUGAUUAAGAAUAUGCCGGAAAACCGGGCAUUGUCCGGUUUAUGCUCUGGGAUCAUAGAAGCGUUCGAUUUGUUUGGCGUCCUCAACGCAGUGGUGCUGUUUGUUGUCGAGGAAGUGUCCUACAAUAUAUGCGACCAGAGGUUCCACGAGUUCGAGAUAUCGGAGAAACGGCCCGAGAUACAGAUUUAUAGAAAAACCUUAAACGAAAUUUACGAGGAGACCGAACUGAACGACAAGAAGCAACUGAUAUUGGACGGUCAUCCCGUAGCAGUCGUUUACUACAGAUCAGGGUACGAGCCGGCUCAGUACCCCACCGCAAGGGAAUGGGAUGCGAGAUUACGCGUCGAAAGAUCCACGGCCAUAAAAUGUCCAUCGAUCCACUACCAACUGGCGGGAACGAAGAAGGUCCAACAAGCCCUGGCCGGUCCCGGGGUGCUGGAGAAGUUCAUGGGCUCCGGGACGAGCACCUCUCGCGUCCGGGAUAUAUUCACGGGACUGUACUCGCUGGACUUCGACGAGAGCGGCGAGAGAGCAGUGGAGAUGGCACUGGCCGAUGCCGAGAGAUUCGUAUUGAAGCCUCAAAGGGAAGGUGGCGGGAAUAAUGUGUACGGUUCGGAAGUGAGGGACGCGUUGACUCGCAUGCGACACAGCCGGGAGCGAGCCGCGUACAUACUGAUGGAGAGGAUAUUGCCGCCUCUGGUAUCAGGGUACAUGAUAAGGCCGGGGGCGCCUGUCCCACCGCCGCUGGUAGAUCUCGUGUCGGAGCUCGGAAUAUUUGGGGUCAUUAUUGGUACGAAAGAGAAGAUCUACUGCAAUCGUCAGGUCGGUCACAUGUUGCGCACCAAACUAGCCGACGCUAACGAGGGCGGUGUCGCCGCCGGACUGGGCGCGCUAGACUCGCCCUAUCUACUAGACCUAUAACGAACGCCCGUACAAAUCAACUUAUAAAAACACUAGCUGUACCCGUCCGCUUCGCUGGGCAUUUAAAAUUAACAUUAUCAUUUCUCACCUCCACAAAGAUUCUCAUCAUUAACGCCCCCGCAACUGGUGUAGGGAGUCCAACACUCAUAUAAAUAUUAGCCUAUCCAUUAAGUACAUGUAUUUUCUACAUGUAUACCAAGUUUCAAGUCAAUCGGAUGCACGGUUCAGUAGUUAUAACGGAACAUCCGUAAAAACCACCGUAGAUUUAUAUAUAUUAGUAUAUAAAUCUACGGUGAGGUAUGAGGUCUUUUUGGGAGUUUCCGACGUAGGCAAUGUUGCUUUCAAAUUAUUAAACUAGAGGGCGCCACUGUUCUGUGAAGAAAAUAAGUAUUAGUUUGGUAUGAGGUUUGCAACAUUUGGUUUGUUACCCUAAUGCUGGGAUAAUUUCAAUAUACAGUCAAUAUACAGUUCUUCACAUACCACAGGUGGGAUUCGAUUUUUAUUACAGAUACAUUAUUGUAGAAUCAUAUAUUAAUAUAUGAUCAAGAUAUAAAUAGGAUAUGCCUUUUGCCAUUGCUUAUUAUUUUAAGCACCUAUUUAAAUUUCAAACUCAAUAAGUUUUAAUAAAUGGAUAAUAAAUUAGAUUUUCGAAAGAAAAUAGUCUUUACAUUUCUGUUUCUUUUUGGAGAUAUUUUGGCCUGGUAACUGAGACUUUUAAGCCAAUUCAUGUUUUAUAUGUAUUUUGAUAGUUACGGGUAAUAAAUUAAUUUCAUAAUACCCUCUCUGGUAAAUUUUUUCGAUAUGUCAAAUUUAAAGGAAUUUAUGUUACUUAGAUUGAUAAAAUAGAGAACUGAACGAAUAACUUGCCGCACAAUGUCGAUCAAACUUGCCCGUACACAAUUGUAAUACGAAUGACGUCAUUUGAGGCCAAAAUAAGCAAGAUAAACAUUAUGCAUCAAUAAACAAAUGAUUAAAAUUUAUGAAAAGAUUAGUCACAUGUCAUACGCAUUGCGACAUGUUUAGCUUGACGUUAUAAUUAUUAGAUUUUAAUUAUGUAGCGAUUUAAAACUGAAAAUGUUGAGAGGUGAAAAGCUAUUAGGUUCAAACGACAUUUCGCUUAACCCGCGACAUAUAACUUUGUAAUUAAAGGUGUGUUUUAUUUGAUAUUAGCAUCAACAGUUUGAUGUUUUUAAUAGAAUUUCAAUUAAGUUUACCCCAUUCAAAUACCUGAAGAUUUUUUUAUGUUAUGAUAUUUUUUUCAUAUUUUAAACUCUCAAAGGCUCUCUUGUAAAUUUGCAAAAAUGUCGAACAAAAUAGCUUUUCAUCUCAUAGUGUAUGACUGAUCAGAUUGAAUUCAAUAAAAUAUUUUGGGUUUUGAAUGAUAUUUGUGUCUGGUUAUCUAUUGAAUGAUUUCAAAUUUGAUUUAGAUAAAGAGCGUGUUGAAAAAUCACUUGGAGUGCUGAGUCCACAGUUGUAUGUCAUGGACCGUUUUCCAAUUACAGUACAAGAGCACAGAGCAAUUGGAAAACUACCAUUAAGUAAUGGUUAAUUACAGAGCAUAAUGCGACACAGUGACGCACAAUGCCGAAUUAUGCUGAAGCUUAGUUGAGCAUUAUGCCGCAUAAUGCGCUCUUGUGCUGUAAUUGGAAAACGGCCUAUGUAUCUGACUCUUUUAACAUUCUAAAGCAACAAGUACUUAUGUUUGUCGACUGAUUAUUGAUUGUUCUUGAAGUAUAUUUUAAAUUUGUGUAACUGCACUUUUAUAUUGAUUUGAAACAAAGUCUUUUACUUGGAACAGAAUUCGCUGGAGUUAUCUAAAAAGAUAUUUUAAAAUUUUAAUUAUUUUUGAAUAACAUUCCUUUUGUUAUUAUUAUUAUUAUUAUGUUAGGGUUUUUUUUUAUUAUAUUUCCUUUACUUUAGAUGAAUUUUAAUUUUACAUAGAGUUUAUUACUUAAUGAUAAAAAAUGGGCAAUUAUUAUACCAAAGUGGGAAUAAUAAAAUGACCGAGGAAAGACUAGAAUAGACGAUAAACUGAAAUAAUGUGUUACGAUAAUUUGGUGCUAAAUCGAACCGAUUUUGUAUAAUAAAAUUUAUAGUUUAAUAAAUGUUUGUAAUAAGUACAUA
Messenger RNA from Bombyx mori (domestic silkworm), 3833 nucleotides. RefSeq names its product glutathione synthetase. Gene Ontology annotation, cellular component: cytosol. Lineage: Eukaryota; Metazoa; Arthropoda; Insecta; Lepidoptera; Bombycidae. The transcript is spliced from 12 exons. The record is from RefSeq and is a predicted model, not a curated record. Bases 228 to 1709 code for a protein of 493 amino acids. Gene Ontology annotation, biological process: glutathione biosynthetic process. Gene Ontology annotation, molecular function: glutathione synthase activity; glutathione binding; ATP binding.